UUCUGUUUGUAACGAUAGCAGCUGAGAAGCUGUCCAAAAAGCGCCACCUUCACGCACACACUUUCUCUCGUCUCUUCCCUCGUAAGAAAAGGGGGAGAUGGAUUGAGAGGAGUAAAGCCAACGCCAAAAUCCAACUCCUCCACCAGCCUCGGCACUUGGCAAGGAUUCGAUUUCUGUCCUCCGCGUCCGCUAUAAGACCUCACCGCCCACGCGACGUCGAGGUGCGUUCUUGACGCGAUCGGCCCUGUCCCGUCGCCUUUUGAUGCUUCCCGCAUUGUGGAAAUCCGUGGGCGAAUCAGCGUCUGGUUUUGGUUCCGUGGCGGAUCGUCCGGUGGAUGUUUUGAUGCGGGUUUGUGGGGCUGGGGAUUUUGGAUUGAGGGGGAGGGGGGCCUCACAUUGAGCUGACAAAGGAGAUGAUUUGCUGGGUCGAAUAAUGGACUCCAAUUCUCCGCUGGAUCACGCCGUGUUCCAGCUGUCUCCCAGGCGGUCACGGUGCGAGCUGUUCAUCUCGGGAAACGGGAAGACCGAGAAGCUUGCAUCUGGUUUGUUGAACUCAUUCAUCACUCAUUUGAAGGUUGCUGAACAGCAGGCUGCACAGGGAGGCAAGUCAAUAAAACUUGAGGUCCAGAGAUCAACGAAUGGCGACUCAUGGUUCAACAAAGGAACCCUUGAAAGGUUUGUUCGGUUUGUCAGUACACCUGAGGUGCUGGAAUUAGCCAAUGCAUAUGAUGCAGAAAUGUCACAGUUGGAAGGAGCCAGGAGAAUAUAUUCACAGGGUGCAGGAGAUCCGCUUGCUGGGACACUUGGUGCAGUUGACACAUCUACUACGGCAACUGUAGAUACAACAAAGAUGGAGCUUCUAAGAACCAUUGAUCUCCGGCUUACUACUCUUGAGCAAGACCUGGCCACUGCUUGUGCCCGUGCAUUUUCUGCUGGAUUUUCUAUCGAAAAUGUCUCCGAGCUUCUUCUCUUUGCUGAAUACUUUGAUGCAGAUCAUCUUAACGAAGCAUGCAAAAAGUUCAUCUUGCUUUCUCAAAGACAUCCUGAGCUUAUUGGCAAGCAGCAGCAGUCAAAGGCUAUGGAAAGCUCGGCCAAUGGAAAUAUUAGAUCCUCGUCAAGCUUAGACACAGACAUGUCAAUAGAUGAGCCAGAAUUGGUGCACGGUGGUGGUGGCAAACCACCAGAUGGUGAUGGUCUUCAGCUUCACAAUCCCAACGUUAGCAAACCAUCACAUUUUAACACAACACCGUUAUCAGGCACAUCUCAGCAGGCCAAGCUCAUCAAACAGCGUUUGGAAGGAGCAAUGCUGGAGCAGCCCGUUCCUCCUGCUUCAUCAGCCAAUGUGCCAGCUCAAUCGGGUGGAGCGAGUUUCAGACGGCUUAGUGUGCAGGACCGCAUCAACCUCUUUGAAGGCAAGCAGAAAGAACAAUCUGCAAGUUCUAGAAAUAUCAGCACAGCUGGUGUUAUUAAUAAGGUACUAGCCGGUAAAGGGGAGCAGCAGAGGCUCCCUUCUGAUGUUUCAGAGAAAUCAGUAUUGAGGAGGUGGAGUGGUGCCAGUGACAUGAGCAUUGAUCCUAGCAGCAGCAGCAGUAAAAGCUUUAAUGACCAGAAAGAAAGUGGGAGUGAUGUCGGAACUCCGACAUCUGCCAAUUUACAGCUUCAGUCUAUGAGUAAAACUGAAGAAGCUGAGGUUUCUGGUUUUGAGGAUACUGCAACAUCACAAUGCUGGUUGGAUCUCGAAAAAAGCACAACAGACACUUCCUCUUAUUCUUUGCUUUUGUCACAGUCCCAGUUUAAAGCUUCUCCCAGCACUGGAGAUUGUACUGAUGAUGAAGAUAUCAAGUUCUCUUUGAACAAGGGCAAACAAUUCUUGGAGAGGGGGCAGGAUGCAUGUUACCUGAGUGCAUCUAUGAGCAGGAUGAAGUAUUGUGGAUCGGGUGAUCAAGAUGCUUCUAUGGUCCACCAAAAAGGCUUUUUAGGGACCAGCAGCAAUGCUGGCUUGAAAGAUUAUGCAGUGUGUCACAUCCAACUAAAAGCAGAGGAUCAAGUGCAAAUAGAAGACCAAAAAACUUUGCUGGAUAUAUCACAACCUGUGUUAUGUGUGACUAAGCAGGUUAGAUCGAGAGAUCAAGAAAGCCUGCAGACCGAAACUAGAGAGGUUCCUUCUCGUGCAACUAGUGCUGGAAUAAAGGAUCAACCAAAGGUAGUUAACCAAUUCUGGACAUUUGAAAAAAGAGUAAAUCCUUUAGUGAAACCAAAAGGACCAUCAGAUUCUCCGGUUCAGUUUGGAAAUUCAUCAGUUCUGUCUUCAGAAAAUAACUUACUGGCUUAUCAAUCUGAGGGGAAAACUUCUCCUUCAAGAGUAGAGGAAGAAGGGGGUGGAAAUGCUGCUGCUUCUCAUGCAACUUUUGGAUCUUCUCUAGUUAAAACAAAGGAAGAUACCGAUCACCAGGGAAUAAAUUGGCAUCAAGCAGUUAAUCCUGAGAGAUGCGUUGAUGAAAUAGCUGAUACUAAAAUAAAUUGCAUGCCUGCAGUUCCUCUAAGGAAGGCUAAGGAAAUGCUGGAGAUGGUUGAACCACCUUCUGCACACUUGGCGGGGCAACUUCAGGUGGCAAGACCAUCAAAAGGAAAUCAAGAGUUAAAUGACGAAUUACGGAUGAAGGCGAAUGAGUUAGAAAAGCAUUUUGCUGAACACAAGCUCAGAACACUCAGUGAGCAAACAGCUUCCUCUCGAAGAAAUAGACCUGUGAAUGUCCAAGACAAACAUGUUCCCAUGGCUGUGGAGAAAACACUUGCGGUGGCACUUCCUGGUCAACUGCCUGAGACGAACCCUCUGAGGGAGACUUCUAACAGUGAGAUAGACUUUGAUGCCAAUUUCUUGUUGAAGAUGGUAAGCAAUGAGGAAAAUGAUAGUCAUAUAAACCAAGCGCUUGGUACACUAAGUCCAUCAGAUGAUUCCAGAGGAAAGUUCUAUUAUAAGUACAUGCAAAAACGGAAUGCGAAGCUACAGGAAGAGUGGGGAAUAAAAGGGGCUCAGAAGGAAGCAAAAAUGAAGGCAAUGCAUGACAGCCUUGAUUGUAGUCAGGCUGAGAUGAAUUCCAUAUAUUCAGGAUCUGCUGAUAGACAGUGUUCAAGAUAUAGACAUCGCCGAGUGGAAAAGCUGAGAUAUUUUAGCAACAAUCCAGCUUUAAGAAGCGAAAACCAGGCAGUCAAGUCUGUUCAGGAAGAGGAAGAUCUGGAGGAAGUUCGCGAACAAGUUGAUAAUGGCCAAGAUAUAUCAUUCAAUGAUCUCUUUGGUGAUAAUGCUUCUGAAAUUACUAACCUCAUGGAGCUUUUAUCUAUGAAAACUUUGUCUUCAUCCACGCCUUGGACAGAAGUGAAGCCUUCUGUAAAAUCUAUCAAAUCAGUUCCCAUAAAGUGCAGGACGCAAACUGAAAAUCCUCUUGCUGAAUCACUUCCCAACUUCUCUGACUUCAUAAAGGAAAAUGCAAAGCCAUUCACUGAUAAUAACAGAGUAAGCACUCGAGAGAAAAGAAAAAUAUUUUCUCGAAGCAAGAUUAUCAUUGAAGCGGCUAACCUUGUUAAGGAAGAGAAGCCACAAAGGUCUCAUUCCAUGAGAAAAAGGACAGCUAGACCCAGUGAAUUGAAGGACCUUUCUUCUCUCAAUUCUGAUACCGCUGAUCUCACACCCUUAGGGGUUUCCAAGGGCCCAACAAAUGCUAAUUUUAUUGAUAAAGUCCAGAGGAGCAGGGAGGCUAAAUCUUUAAUCAGGAAAGAGAAAGUUACAGGUCUUGGUUUAGGAGCUAAUAUACAUAAACCUAAAACCUGUAAAGUUUCAAAGGUAAAAAAGAAUGGACUGGUUUUUGAGGGUAUAGUUCAUAGAGAGGACUCAUCCAGCCUGGUUAAAGAUGUACUGGAGACAGAGAUAUCAUUAGCCAAAGGAGAUGCUAAGGCUGUAGAUUUUCUCAUCUUAGAUUGUGAAAAGCCAAGAAACAAUCAAGGAUACAAUAGCUCUGAUAUUUUUGGAUCAGAAAACGAUGUUCAAAGGUCUCUAUCUCAAGCAGAUUAUGAUACAGUUCCUGAUUCUCCUAUCUUUAGUACUUCUACAAGGAAUGAACAAGAGUCACCUGGAGAAAGUCCUCAUUCAUGGGACCUACACCUCCACCAGUCAUUUUCUGGUGUACACGAGGCAUCAGAAAUUCAUGCCUCUAUAGAUUCACCUGUAGGCAGUCCAGCAUCAUGGAAUUUACACCCACUGAAUCAGACAAUGGAGACAGAUGCUUCUCGAAUGAGAAAAAAAUGGGGAACUGCUCAGAUGCCUAUGAUUGUUGCCAAUGCAUCCCAACAAUCAUGCAUGGAUGUCACAGAAGGUUUCAAACGAAUACUGAAAUUUGGGAGGAAAAGUAAGGGAGUGGAGAGUCAAGUCACCAAUUGGGUGUCUGCUUUGACAGCUUCUGAAGGUGGUGAUGAAACAAUAGAUGGUCAUGAUUUGGCAGCACAACCAGAAAAUGACCUGUGGAAGCCAAAAAUGGAACAUGCACUCCCCCAUGAUAGGUUCACUGAUGGUGAGAUCUUUCCUGAACAAGCCCUAUCAUUACGCAGCUCCAUUCCAAACCCUCCAGCAAACUUCAAAUUGAGAAAGGACAAUCUAUCUGGAAGCUCCCUGAAAGCACCACGAUCUUUCUUCUCUCUAUCUUCAUUCCGGAGCAAGGAAUCCAAGCCAAGGUGAUACUAAAUAACUUGAAGCUGGAGAGGUGUAUUGCUACAAUUUUCCAAUAGAUGCAAUAUGGCGGCUUUAGUGUGUUAUAUAAUAUCCUUUUGUCUUUUCGUUCUUUAUUUGUGGAUUCUCAUCCACCUUGUCAUCUGUCAGUUGCUGUAGAUUUUGAUGUCUAUAAUAUAUUAAGCUAAUUUGCCAAUUGGCAACGCAAUGUUGUUUUAUCCCAAGUGCAGUAUUUUCUCCACUUGUAACAUGUCUUUGUAUAUCAAAAUUCAUCAGAACAAGAACAGGCAAGAAUA
Musa acuminata subsp. malaccensis (wild Malaysian banana) is the source of this 5016-nucleotide messenger RNA. Lineage: Eukaryota; Viridiplantae; Streptophyta; Magnoliopsida; Zingiberales; Musaceae. The record is from RefSeq and is a predicted model, not a curated record.